AAGGGACUAAAUCCAGCGAAAACUUAGUGAAAACAACCUGAGGAAAAGCUGUAGACUGUGAGUCAAGAUGGGGAAUGGCAAAUCUAUAGCUGGUGAUCAGAGAGCAGUUCCUACACAAGGGACCCAUGUGUGGUACAGAACAUUUAUGACGGAAUAUCCAUCCGGCCUGCAAACACUACAUGAAUUUAAGACGCUUUUGGGUCUGCAAGGUCUGAAUCAGAAGGCCAAUAAACAUGUUGAUCAAGUUUAUAAUACCUUUGACACGAACAAGGAUGGAUUUAUUGACUUUUUGGAGUUUAUUGCUGCUGUAAAUCUAAUCGUGCAAGAAAAAAUGGAGCAAAAAUUAAAAUGGUAUUUUAAGCUGUAUGAUGUUGAUGGAAAUGGUUCUAUUGACAGAAAUGAACUACUGGACAUGUUCGUGGCGGUACAAGCCCUCAACGGCCAGCAAACCCUGAGUCCUGAAGAAUUCACCAACUUGGUGUUCCGUAAGAUCGAUAUAAAUAAUGAUGGAGAAUUGACUUUAGAAGAAUUUAUCAAUGGCAUAGCAAAAGAUCAGGAUCUCCUGGAGAUUGUUUACAAGAGCUUCGACCUCUCCAAUGUGCUAAGAGUAAUCUGUAAUGGGAAGCAGCCAGACACGGAGAUAGACUCCUCCAAAACUCCUGACAAGGCUGGCCUAGGGAAGGUGAAAAUGAAGUCGCUGUGAGAAUACCUUUCCCAGCUAUCAAUGAGCACAACAUUUCAAUAGAGAAGAAAUAGAAUCUUCCCCAUGUACAUGCUGUUGAUUUCAGGUCUUUGUUAUAAUUCAUAUAGGCUUGUGAAUAUAGCACUUAUUUUAAUCCAAUAGAGACUUCCAUAAAGAUCCUAAACAGAUGCAUUGUUGCUUUUCUGUGCUCUCUCUGCGGAUUAAAACAUAAUAAUUACACU
Cercocebus atys (sooty mangabey) is the source of this 924-nucleotide messenger RNA. RefSeq names its product guanylate cyclase activator 1C (gene GUCA1C). Gene Ontology annotation, molecular function: calcium ion binding; calcium sensitive guanylate cyclase activator activity. The coding region runs from base 68 to 703 and encodes 211 amino acids. The record is from RefSeq and is a predicted model, not a curated record. Lineage: Eukaryota; Metazoa; Chordata; Mammalia; Primates; Cercopithecidae. The transcript has 4 exons.